Molecule: messenger RNA, 780 nt
Organism: Humulus lupulus (European hop)
Lineage: Eukaryota; Viridiplantae; Streptophyta; Magnoliopsida; Rosales; Cannabaceae
Exons: 1
Coding region: 1-780 (259 amino acids)
Source: RefSeq, a predicted model, not a curated record
AUGUUGAACUCCAUUAAAGAUAAGGUGUGGAAGAGACUUAAAGGAUGGAAAUUUCCUCUUUUUUCAACUGUGGGAAGAGAAGUUCUCCUCAAGGAAAUUAUUCAGGCUCUCCUUACAUAUUCCAUGAGCUAUUUCAAGUUCCCUAUGAAACUCAUUAAUGAUCUCUACCGAAUGAAAACUAUAUUUUGGUGGGGUUAUUCUAAAAAGAAAAAGAAGAUCCAUUGGUGUAAAUGGACAAAGCUGUGUAAGACCAAAGAAAGGGGAGGCAUGAGAUUCAGGGAUAUAAGUACUUUCAAUCAAGUUUUACUGGCUAAACAAGUGUGGAGGUUAAUCAGGAAUCUGAACUCUCUUUAUGGAAAAGUCCUCAAGGCUAGCUAUUUCCCCAACAAAAUUAUUUUGGAUGCCUUUUGUGGUUCUAAGGCAUUUUAUGUUUGGAGAAGUCUGAUGUGGGGAAAGGAGAUUAUUAUUGGUGGUUAUAGAUGGAGAAUAGGUGAUGGAAAUGAUGUGAGAAUACUCCAUGACCCAUGGCUUCAAGGACCGGUGAGCUUCAAAAUAUUUGACAAGCCCCACCUCCCCAACGACUUUUUUGUGAUUGAUUUGCAGAAUCAAGAUGGGGAGUGGGAUGAGGAGUUUAUUAGGAAUAAUUUCUAUAACAAGGAUUCAGACAUGAUUUUGAGCUUACCGAGUGAGAACAGAGAUCUUGGAAAAAUUCUUUGGCAUUACUCAAAGAAUGGUGAAUAUAGUGUGAAAAGUUUCUAUGAGUUUGAAAGAGAGAGCUGA